CUUCUGGGCAUCUCACCUCCCUUGAGCAACCCUGGACGAAACUUCCCUGAGGGGCCCAGGACAGGCCGAUAUGGUGCCAGGAAGAUGGAGAAAGGAUUUCUUCAGGUUGCACAGGAGGCAGACCUCGCUCACAGUCUGGCGAGACCCCUGAGGCCACAGCAGAGGUGAGGCAAGCCCAGCCCACACCUGGCAGGUGGCCAGGGAUGGGGCAGGUCAGGGAGGCUCCUGGUGGGGCUGUUGCAACAGGCCCAGGCAUAAAGGAGGGUCGUGCAGGUCGGGAGGAGGCAGACUGGGGACCAUGGAGACCCAGAGAGACAACCUCCCCUGGGGGCGCUGGUCACUGUUGCUACUGCUGCUGGGCCUGGCAGUGCCUCCAGCCGCUGCCCAGGUCCUCAGCUACAACCAGGCUGUGCUCGCUGCCGUGGACGGCUUCAACCAGCGGUCCUCGGAAGCUAAUCUCUACCGCCUGCUGGAGCUGGACCCGCCGAGGCCCGAUGCAGACGACAACCCCAACACCCCGAAGCCCGUGAGCUUCACACUGAAGGAGACCGUGUGCCCCAGGACGACCCAGCUGCCCCCGGAGCAGUGUGAAUUCCAGGAGAACGGGCUGGUGAAACAGUGUGCAGGGACAGUCACCCUGGGCCAGGCCAGUAGCUAUUUUGACAUCAACUGUGCGGAGAUUCAGGAUGUUAUACUGGGCCCGGCAUUGAGGAUUGGCGGGAGGAUUGCCGGAAGGAUUGCUGGAAAGCUUAUCGGAGAUGCUAUAAAUCGCCAUCGUGAACGGAAUCGUCAGCGCAGGGGCUGAGCGCCUGUUUGGCCCUGGGUCCAACUCUGGACGCUGAAAAAUAAAUCCUUGUGAAAGCAA
This is a messenger RNA of Phyllostomus discolor (pale spear-nosed bat), 865 nucleotides long. RefSeq names its product cathelicidin antimicrobial peptide (gene CAMP). NCBI's taxonomy places the organism in Eukaryota, Metazoa, Chordata, Mammalia, Chiroptera, Phyllostomidae. The record is from RefSeq and is a predicted model, not a curated record. Gene Ontology annotation, biological process: defense response to Gram-negative bacterium; defense response to Gram-positive bacterium; antimicrobial humoral immune response mediated by antimicrobial peptide. The coding region runs from base 299 to 805 and encodes 168 amino acids. Gene Ontology annotation, cellular component: extracellular region. Gene Ontology annotation, molecular function: lipopolysaccharide binding. The transcript is spliced from 4 exons.